This is a messenger RNA of Equus quagga, 712 nucleotides long. RefSeq names its product keratin, type I cuticular Ha1-like. The annotation marks the transcript as partial. Gene Ontology annotation, molecular function: structural molecule activity. The transcript is spliced from 4 exons. The record is from RefSeq and is a predicted model, not a curated record. NCBI's taxonomy places the organism in Eukaryota, Metazoa, Chordata, Mammalia, Perissodactyla, Equidae.
AGGAGACCCACAAGCUCCUGGGAGGACUUGCACUCUGUCUUCAGUUGAGAGCCUCACUCCCUCCAGCGCCAUGUCUUACAGCUGCUUCCUGCCCAGCCUGAGCUGCCGCUCCACCUGCUCCUCCCGGCCCUGCGUGCCCCCCAGCUGUCACGGCUGCACCCUACCCGGGGCCUGCAACAUCCCUGCCAAUGUGGGCAGCUGUAGCUGGUUCUGUGAGGGCUCCUUCAAUGGCAACGAGAAGGAGACCAUGCAGUUCCUGAACGACCGCCUGGCCAGCUACCUGGAGAAGGUGCGCCAGCUGGAGCGGGAGAACGCGGAGCUGGAGAGCCGCAUCCGGGAGCGGUGCCAGCAGCAGGAGCCCGAAGUGUGCCCCAACUACCAGUCCUACUUCCGCACCAUCGAGGAGCUCCAGCAGAAGAUCCUGGUCAGCAAGUCUGAGAACGCCAGGUUGGUAGUGCAGAUUGACAACGCCAAGCUGGCCGCAGAUGACUUCAGGACCAAGUACGAGACAGAGCUGGGCUUGCGGCAGCUGGUGGAGUCGGACAUCAACGGGCUGCGCAGGAUCCUGGACGAGCUGACCCUGUGCAAGGCCGACCUGGAGGCCCAGGUGGAGUCCCUGAAGGAGGAGUUGCUCUGCCUCAAGCAGAACCACGAGCAGGAAGUCAAUACCCUGCGUAGCCAGCUUGGAGACCGCCUCAACGUGGAGGUGGAU